CAGAGGGUACGCCGAGACUAGACGGACUGCAUAGUCGGCUACCACACCACGUACGGUAUACCGUUAAAUCUACUUUGCAGCCGACUUUGAGAACAAGACUUUGAACAGAAACAAUGAGGAUUGGACCCCUUGUCUAUAAAUUCUUCUCGUCACCUUUUGGGUUGUUCCUCCUGCUGACAAUCUAUGCUUUGCUGGGCGCAGCAGUCUUCAGUGCCUUGGAGGAGGAAUGGUCUUUUGAAACUGGCUUAGCUUUUUGUGGGACAGUUUUCACCACCAUUGGAUACGGACACCUCACUUCCCAGACAGUAGCAGGGAAAGUCUUAACCUGCUUGUACUCAGUGAUAGGGAUUCCACUAUGUUUCAUGACGCUAGUCGGAUUCGGCGACCUUCUCCACAGGGGUGUCAAGUAUUUAUUAAGACUUCUCCGUCGUCUUUGCCGUGCAGGAUGCCGUGGGGGAUCAGCCAGAGACGUCGAGGCGACCGCCCUGCCUGUUGUUGGAGACGACUCCGAGGUGCCGCAGUCCGAGGCAGAGGGUCGUUCCUCGGGCCCCGCUGUUAUUGAUGCCGAGAGUGUCGAUGUGAAAGAGGCGGGACACGGAAGAGAAAGGCAGCUUGAAACAAGAAAUGACCCCGACUGCAACGUUUGUCUUGUUUUCACCGUUACGCUGGCAUGCUUACUUGUUUAUGUUUUAAUUGGAGCGGCCGCUGCAACCGCGGCGGAGAUUUGGUCAUUUAGUGAUUCUGUUUAUUUUAUCGUUACUUCUCUUUUCACCAUUGGGUUCGGAGACUUACUUCCAGAACAUCCUACCCAUUCUAUAGGCGCGUUAAGUGCGAUUUACAUAUUUGUGGGUUUGAUUCUAAUGUCUUCGAAUGUUCACGCCGGGAUAAGUGUUGCGAGGGUUUUUAAAGCUAAGAUCAAGGGGUGCUUAAUGUAAACCUUCAUUGGACUGCGUUAGAUCUUUGAUUAAAAUGCGAUCAGUAAUAAAAUAUCAUAGUAAAAAUGCCAUCAUAUCGUUGAACAUAUAUUAGAUCAUGUAGUCCUUUUGUACAAUUUUUAUCUGACAUUUAUCUCGACAUUUUAUGUAUAUCACACUGCAGGUUCAGAUCCUUAAGUCAAUUUGUAGACAAAUUUAUAUGUCAAAAAAUUAGAAAAAAUUUGUAUAAAUUUAUUGUCAUGUUUCAUACACGUAGUAAUUGCAUUUUUAUAUAUAUUACACUUAGUAAUAAAGAUUACCACAAGUCAUUUGUUGGUACAGGUCUUUUAGAUUAUAAUGAUCUUAAAUUCAUUAAUUUCAAUUCGACUUUUUGAUGUCUGUUCCAAAAUAUGCCCAAAAUUUUACAUAUCUGAAAAUAUCUGAAAACUUGAACAUAAUCAAUAUCCAGAUAUCUCAUCUGAAAAGAACAUUAAAAAUUAAUAGGUGGAUUUGAAAAUUUUGUUUAUAAUUUUUCUGUCCCCAGUUUAACUUCAUAGCCAAGUUCUUGCCACACAACUGUGUUAUAACUAGAUUGGACUGAUAGCACCACUUAGAAAGUUU
Lingula anatina is the source of this 1535-nucleotide messenger RNA. RefSeq names its product TWiK family of potassium channels protein 18-like. Gene Ontology annotation, biological process: potassium ion transmembrane transport; stabilization of membrane potential. Gene Ontology annotation, cellular component: plasma membrane. The record is from RefSeq and is a predicted model, not a curated record. Lineage: Eukaryota; Metazoa; Brachiopoda; Lingulata; Lingulida; Lingulidae. Gene Ontology annotation, molecular function: potassium ion leak channel activity; outward rectifier potassium channel activity.